Messenger RNA from Ceratina calcarata, 4854 nucleotides. RefSeq names its product pleckstrin homology domain-containing protein pruning defect 1 (gene prd1). Gene Ontology annotation, biological process: lysosome localization; regulation of protein localization; Golgi organization. Gene Ontology annotation, cellular component: endosome membrane. NCBI's taxonomy places the organism in Eukaryota, Metazoa, Arthropoda, Insecta, Hymenoptera, Apidae. The transcript has 9 exons. The record is from RefSeq and is a predicted model, not a curated record. The coding region runs from base 173 to 3682 and encodes 1169 amino acids. Gene Ontology annotation, molecular function: kinesin binding.
AAGAGCGAAGCGACUUGCCAUUUGGCGACUACGCACGCAAGUUCUGACAACCGUAAACUUUCUUCUUUCGUAUCAGAGUAGCGUUUUGUCUUCUUUGCUCUGCCCUUGUCUUUAUUUUCCGUUUCCGUCUUGUAUUCGCGUUGUAGGUAGGAUUACAAUCAUGUAAAAUUAGAUGAUCGAUAUGCCGAGUCAAGAAGAUAUGGACCUCUGUACCGACAAGGUACUAUCUAAGGGAAGAAUUCUUCAGGAAUUGACUAAAGCUGUCAAAUUGGUAUACGCUCAAAGUUUAUACGGCACAGUAGUCUUGGAUGGUGAUUCCUGGUUGGUCUAUUGGUUAGACCGUGCUCUACGUCAUGGAUUACGGGUAGAGAGACACGGAUACUGGGGCACGGCUCGCGAACUGAGUCAUCAGGAUACCGUCGUUGUGAUACAUGCUCUCCAAAGCGUAUUAACUUCCAUUGGGAAAGGCAGAGCAUGGCUCUAUCAUACCCUUAGUGAAGGCAGCUUCGAAAGCUAUUUAGCUUGCUUGUUGAGAGAUACGAAAACAUUGAAGAAGCAAUAUUUUCCACAUGCGCUUGUUCGCGAUGCGGAUAAAACUAAUCAGUUGGUCAAUCUCCUCGCUGGUUUAGAGAAUGUCUCUUUCACAUUGCAGCUGGAUGUCACGUACCUGGAUAUUUGCAAUUAUAUGCCUCAAAGGCCUAUGAGCGUAAAUCCCUCUGGAACUAUAUUGUCGUUGCAUCUGAGAUCGUCCAGCGUUUCCUCGAGUCUAGCUUCUCCCGGUGAUAGCGGAGUCGCUUUCGACAGUGAUAUGGAUAUUGCGAAUGAAACGGACGCCAGUAGUUACAAAGAGGAAGAUUUUCACGUCGAAGAAAUUCCGAGGUAUCGAAACAACAGAUACAAAACGAUGAUGAAUAAUCGCAUGGAGGACAAUAAGAAUUUUAGUUGUAGUGAUUCUAGCGAGGAUGGGAAGACGCCUACGCAGUCACCCGGUAUGGUCGCCGGCAAAUUUUCAACCGCGAUGGUAAUGAAAAGCGACAUAACGAAUCAGAACUUGAACAGAAAAUUGGAUGAUAACGAGCUCGAUCGUUCGAGCUUAGAUACAUUGAAAGAUUACGAGUUUUACAGCAAGAGUCUGGAUGAAUCGAAAUUAGAUAAGAUAAACGAUAAAAACGAUAACGGAGUCACAAAGGAAUUAAACAAAAGAAGCACAUAUUACAGCGACGGUAGUUACAGUUUCAAGAGAAGCAUCGACCCUCGUAAUUCGUAUGUGAUCAACAACGACACGAAUCUCUUGGAACUCAGCAUGACCAUCUCCGAUUGCGACAAUAUAGAACCGACUUACGGUAUCUUGAACACUUUUAAUAUGACUGAUGCCGGAAUUUUAUCAUCUUCCAGCUCGGAGGCCAUAGUUCAACGUCGGCAACGUAAGAAAAAACGCGGCGAAAGUAAAAAACGUGUCAGCUUCCAUGAAGAUAUUUUGAAAACUAUGAAGCUGGAAGAUGACGAGACUUAUGCCGACUUCUCUAUGAGCUUUUUAAGACCUAACUCGGUGCUGAAAAGGGACACGCAGAAGGGAAGAUACAGUUGGUGCGCGCACGGCGAUUCACCGUACAUUCAAAAGAAGGCGACGACCAGGAACGCGCACUCGGAUUACUACUCGUCCUAUUCGUCAUCGUCGUCCUCGAGCGUGUUCACGAACGAAAACGAUUGCGAGAAGAGGCAGGCGUCGUCGAGAAGCGCGUGCGACCAAUUACCGUGCCAGAGCAAUUGCAAGUGCGCUUGCGGAUUCUCGCUUUCGGAGCGUGGUGCACCGGAGGGUCAAGAGGAUCCUGGGACAGCGCUUAGACCAAAAAUGGAGAUUGAAUUGGAAGAGAACGAAGCGCAGGAAGCGUAUAUCGUCGAAAAGCAAUACGGAAACGUUGUGGAAGAUCCACCGGCGAAGGUUCAAAUGCCUUGUCCAUCCUCGUCGAAUUCGAAUUCGAACAACUGUCCGCUGACCAGUUCUCCUGCGGAGUGCUGCUCCGAUGGUAUCGUGGAUAGCACUACCAUCUCCGUCUCGACGGACGUGGACGAACGUAGAAAUAACAGGCACUUGGCUUCACCGUCAAGAAAGCGCAACAUCACCUCCAUACUGACCGGAGAAAGUAGCAGCAAGUUGUUGGCCCCGCCUUUCAGACAAGCUCCGCCAUCGAAGACGUCACUGUUGAGCAGAUUUUUAAAAUCUAUCACACAGCGAAAGUUUGAAGUGAAGAAAAGUCAAAAAUCGCAGCAGAAAGUAAAUCCUCUGUAUAUCAAGGGUGUAAAAGCUAGUUAUGAUUCGUUCAAGGAUUUCAACGAUAACCUUGAUCGAGAGAUACAGGAGAACGUUGCCGCGGAGAAGCGAGAAUUUAGUGGCGAGAAAGUUAGCUUGAAACUACGAGAACUAUUCAAGAAGCAUAUUUACAGAGAUAAAACGGAAGAACUGUACAAAGUGUACAAAGUUCGCAGUUCGUACAUGACCAACGGAGAAAGCAAACCGAUGAUCGCUUUACUAACAGAUAAGACUUUGUAUUUAACAGGCUCGAAAAAGGAUCGUACCUACAGCAAUCAAUUCGUCAUUCCGUAUACCGAAUUGGACGUGAUUAUGGUUGGACCAAAUGCGCAAACGAUAUUAUUAUCCAACGCGGACUAUGAGAUGCAAUACUUAUUUUCCACGGGAAACUCGCAAAUUACCUCGGAGUUGAUCGCUCAUUUGGAAAUGGCUAUGAGACGAUCUCCGACAAAGCCGAGGCUUCCCGCGGUUAAGGAAUUGAGCUACGAUGAUCUGCAUACUCUGAAACACUCGAUUCUUUGCGACACCGCCGUGCAUCCCGAUGAAAAAAUCGAGCAUUACAAUCUGAUCUAUAUGGAAGACGAACAUAUGUCACCGCCCAGCACGCCUUGCGGUCCAACGAAGGAAGGCGAUCUCAUGUAUAGGCCACACACGUAUCAACAACUCCAUUGUAACGUCGCCGCAUCGACGCCGACGCAUCCGUGGGAAACCGGAUACUUCGUUUUGAAAGGCGGAAUCGUGUAUAUGUUCACGGACGCGAAUCAACAGUUACCGAAACGUGCCAUCCCAUUGAAAGGCGGCUUCUGUCAGGGAUGCCGAAGGAUCCCGAACUCUCAUCGUCCUCACACAUUCGAGAUACUUUUAAAACCAAACAAAGCCUUUCAGUUCGCGGCUCCGGACGAGUACGUGGCAUCCGAAUGGCUGCAGAGCUUUGUACAAAGCGCCUCGGGAUUUUUCGAUGCUUCGGAAAAGAGAGAACCUCUACCGUGCAGCCUUGUCACCACCACUAAGCAUUUGGUCGCUAUGAAGGAAGCAUUUCCCGGUAAACGACGCGGGCAAACUCUUUCUUACGCUUCUGUCGAAAAUCUCACAGCCUUCAGGGUACCUCUGACUCAACAAUCUUGGUGCAUACUGGAAUUCGCGUGUCGAGAAGUACACGAAAGUAGUGGUGACUGGAUCAUAUACUUUAACAACUACACCGAACUGUGUACCUUCAGGGAAGUUUUAGAAACGCUAUGGUCCGACGCAAGUUUGGGUGAAUUUCCUAUGGUAACUCUUCCACCGGAAGACAGACUUCAUCGACGUUGCUCAGACGCUAGCAAAGAAUUGGAGCUCGCAUGGCGAUGUUUACUACCCUCGGUAAUCGAUUAAGCUGCAAGUAAAACCGCCUAAGGUCAGGUCUACUGAUGAACGACUCAAAUUAAAUCUAUCACCUACUAUCGCAUCGAGACGAUUCUCGCGUUCGUCAACGAUAGCCAGGAGCGACGUCGAAUAGCGAGUACGAAAAAAAAUUACAUAUACGUAUGCGUACAUAUAAAAUAUUUAUCGACGCGCUUACGCGUUCAUCGAUGUGUGCGCUUCAGUAAAAUGGUGCAAUAUCUUUUUAAUAGUGUAAACUAUACGAGUGUUAUGCGUAUGUCUUUCGUUAAUCGGUAACGAUAAAGCGAACUGCACUGUUAUAUGUAUACACACAUAUGUAUAUGGCAGCAGGUGCGAAAAAUCGUAUAAUAACUGCAACUGGUAUCGGGUAUCGGGUAUCGAUCACGCGAACGUCUAUAUCAUUCGAACAUUAUUAUAUCUGUAUAUUUAAUUUAAGAAUCGCUAUGUGACGCUCGUUUGAUAGUGCACUACGAUACCGGCUACCAAACGAUAAGGUUUAAAACGUAAUGCUAACAAAACGGCGAUGGUGGCUUGCAGCCUCUUCUAUAAAAGAAUCGCCUAUAAAAUGUGCUUCUAAAACAAGUAUAUCGCACCGCGUAUAAUUAACAUUCCGAUAUAAUUCGCAAUAUUCGCGUUGAUGAAAAUUGUACCCACAUCACUUUUACUUUUCUUUGUUUUGUCAUUUAACUUAACUCCUCGAUUGUUAUCAUUAUCAUUGCCCUACGUUAAGAUUAAUAUUUAAAGAUUAAUAUUUAAAGAUUAAUCUUUAGAUUAGGACCGCGAUAUGUACCGUAGUUACAUGUACGUAGAACGAUCUCAAAGCGUUUCUAAUCUCCAUAACUCGGUGUAACGUAUCGACGAUUAAAUAGGUAGUUAAUUUCCUUACGCGGCAUCAAGCUUCGCGAGAUAGUCGAAGAAUAUACGAUCAAAUUGUUUUCUCAUUUACUUACUCUCUUUUCUAAAUAACAAUACCAUUUUUACGCGUACCAAAGAACGUUUUAACAGGAGAGUUAAUGUAUUAUUUUUUAAUCGCUGUUUCUGUACUCUUAAGAUUACAUACAUAUUAUACAUAUAGAUAAAUACAUAAGUAUAUCUUUUCGUUACCAAGAACUACGCGAAUCGCAGCAGUUUGUAAAACAUUGUGAAUAAAAUUCUAAUCGUAG